GACGGGAUUCCGGUCUCCACGCACUCGAUGAGGACUGCCUGCUGCAUCAUUGCCUUUUCGAUGUGAUAUAGUGACUCGAUCUUCUGACAUCGCCGCGCUGCUGGCGGGGAGGACGCAAAUGCAGAGCAGAGUCAAAUGAAGCCGAUUCCUGGGUGCCCAGCCCGUGCUCGCAGCCUGCGCCCCGACUCGAAACCGAUUGGAAGUCAAACUGCAGGAACUGACACAUCUCAGGAGAGCCGAAAUGGAUUCCACCGGGCCAGGCUCCGGCAGGGAGGACGGAGCCCGGUCGACUGAUGGAUCUCAGCGGAGUCGGACGCGGGCCGGCACCGGAGCCGCCUUCGAUGAGCCCGAUGCCAGGCGUAGCAUCCUCUGGGAACCAAACAUCCCCGAAAAAUUGGACUGCUACGUUGAAGCGCUAGACAAGCAAUCCCGGGGUUUCGCCGUCAUAUUCCACCACGAGAAAUUCGACGGCAGUCGCCUCCCUGCCCGCCCGGAGGUGAGGAAGGACGUGGAGAACUUGACGCGCGUUUUCGUGGCGAGGGGAUUCACGGUCAAAGCAUUCAAGGACCUCCGCUACGAGAGCAUCAAGAAGGAAUUGAUCGACAUUGCCGGCUCGAAAGAACUCAAAGUUGCUUGCUCGAAAGAACUCAAAGAUCAUGACUGCUUCAUUUUGUGCUUUCUAUCUCACGGGAAAGAAGGCCGCCUUUAUGCCAAGGAUAAAUCCUUCGACGAGAAGAAACUUUGGAAUAGAUUCUACGACUGUGAAGCUCUCGUCGGGAAACCGAAGCUUUUCUUCAUUCAGGCAUGCAGGGGAAACUAUUACGACGACGGCAUGAGGGGAAAUGCAAUCAGUACUGACAGCUCACGGAUUGACACACUCGACCACGACGGGUGGGAAGGCGAUGAAGACGUCAAGGGCGAGUACCACCUCCCUACCCACGCCAACGUCCUCAUCGCCCACGCGACCUACGAAGGACACGUUGCGUGGAAAAGCGAGAACGUGGGGUCGUACUUUGUCUACACCGUGUGCAAGGUCUUGGAGAAGCACUCCGAGACUAUGGACGUGAUGACGAUGCUCACGAUUGCGGCGGGCGUCAUGGCCGAGGACUUCAUGUCCGUGAGCGACGAUCUACAAAAACACGAAAAGAAGCAAAUGCCAACCAUUCGAAGCACGCUCACCAGAAAAUUGUACCUCAAACCUAAGCCGCAACCUUAACGGUUUCGGUCUAGUCUUCUUACUGAGUCACCUUAUGAGCUACCCUAUCCUUCCUUAUUUUUUUUUCUUCUUCCCGCUUCAAUCAUGCUACCUCGAUUUCAGUUUCUUCUUCUGAGGAUGAUGUCAUAACUAUAGUAAAUAAAAUGGAAGACACCGGAAC
This is a messenger RNA of Darwinula stevensoni, 1376 nucleotides long. The record is from the annotation of a GenBank genome assembly. Lineage: Eukaryota; Metazoa; Arthropoda; Ostracoda; Podocopida; Darwinulidae.